Messenger RNA from Punctularia strigosozonata HHB-11173 SS5, 996 nucleotides. RefSeq lists its product as uncharacterized. The transcript has 5 exons. The coding region runs from base 1 to 996 and encodes 331 amino acids. NCBI's taxonomy places the organism in Eukaryota, Fungi, Basidiomycota, Agaricomycetes, Corticiales, Punctulariaceae. Gene Ontology annotation, cellular component: membrane. The record is from RefSeq and is a predicted model, not a curated record.
AUGGCCCCAGACGAUGGAUUGCUUCUCCUCUUGCUGCUCGUACCGCUCGUGUUUGUGGGAUGGCUUUAUAUGAUCGUCUCAAAACCAACCAUCAUAUUACAUACUGCUCAAACUUUCUUCAACUUCCUGGCCAUGUGCUGCUUUGCCAGCGUUGCCGCGUUUCAGUCCCACUGGGGAAUAGGCGUCUCCGGCCUAUCCGGAUUUACUCUGUUUGUCACAAUAUCGGGAAUGUUCCUGGCCCUCUUCAUGCUCCUCGUACCCGUCAUGUAUGAGAAAUACGACAAGGGGGCCAGGCUGGCACGCGCCAUGAAGGAAAUUCGUGUCCAGUUCAUCCUGACUGGCACGGGGAUCACUUUUGCUCUGCUGAUUGCGUUCAUCGUGACGAUCUCCGCGUGGACUGAACCGGGAUGCAAGAACGCCGACAAAGACCCUCACGAAAAGCUGGGCGACUCCUUCAAAAACGCGCUCGGCGGCUGGUGUAACACCAAGAAGGCCGCCGCCAUCUUCCUCUGGCUCGCAUUCGUCUCAUGGGGUGGUACGCUCGCGCUCACCGUCAGAGACUGGCGCUCGGGCGCCGCCGUCCGCCCGCGCGACCCGCCUUUCCAACCACCCGUCAUGCCCUCCGACCACGAGGACGAGUUCGACGACGAGGAGUCGCAGUACCACCAGAUCCCGCCCGCCGGCCGUCGGCCGACGCUCGACAACUCGGACUCGCCCACCUCGCCGUUCAACGACCGGAACCGGUACACGUACGCCUCGUCCGACGCGCCGCCCGUGCUCCCCCGGCCGAGCAUGGACGCGUACGGCGCGUUCUCCGACCCCGCGCCGAGCGGGUACGGCGCCGGCGCCGGCAUCAGCAGUCCGACGGCGGAGGCGCCCGCGGUGAGCCGGACGAUGCAGUAUGCGGACCCGUACGCGGCGGUGAGGGCGUCGAUCGCGGGCGCACCCGCGGCGAGCACGCCCCCGAGCUACGAGAGCUAUCAAGGAUAUCGGUGA